Clarias gariepinus (North African catfish) is the source of this 2246-nucleotide messenger RNA. It is a transcript of the gene kcnk4b, whose product is annotated as potassium channel subfamily K member 4. The record is from RefSeq and is a predicted model, not a curated record. The transcript is spliced from 8 exons. Gene Ontology annotation, molecular function: potassium ion leak channel activity. Gene Ontology annotation, biological process: potassium ion transmembrane transport; stabilization of membrane potential. Lineage: Eukaryota; Metazoa; Chordata; Actinopteri; Siluriformes; Clariidae. The coding region runs from base 265 to 1680 and encodes 471 amino acids. Gene Ontology annotation, cellular component: membrane.
CAGCCAGCGACGCGCAGUGUCUAUCUGGAUAGAGUCCUACAGUUUGUGGUUGCCUCUUUGAAUUCCACGGACCAUUUACUCUAAGUGUCUCCCCGGUCUGAUUGCGAGGAUUUCCCUGUCAAUUACGGCUCCCGGGAUUCCAUCCUCAGCCACAAAACCAGCUGGAGAAAGCAGAAAAGAAAAGAUAGGCCUGGUAUAGACAGGAGCAGCACUGGCAGCAGGGGUAGAAGGCAGGUGCCCUCUGGCCUGAACGGAAGAACAGCCAUGCGCUGCUCCACGCUAAUAUGCAUCCUGACAUCUGUGCUGGCCUACCUGGUCAUGGGAGCGCUGGUGUUCCACUACCUAGAGACCCCGCGUGAAGAGGAAUUCCACAUGAAGCUUCUGGACACACGACGGAAUUUCCUUGACAAUUAUACCUGUGUGAGCCCUGAUACAUUACAAGCACUGAUAGAGAAGGUUACAGAGGCCAUAGGGGCGGGUGUCGACCCAAAGAACAACGACACGUUCAGCAGCAGCUGGGACCUUGCGAGUGCUUUCUUCUUCUCUGGCACGAUCAUCACCACCAUUGGUUAUGGGAACAUCUCUCCAAAGACAGAGUGGGGAAAACUGUUCUGUAUCUGCUAUGCUCUGCUGGGGAUCCCCAUGUUUGGGUUCCUGCUAGCUGGAGUAGGGGACCAUUUAGGAACUGGGCUGAGAAAUGCUGUUACUAAGAUAGAGAUGCUCUUCCUGAAGUGGAAAGUGAGUCCAACUAUUGUUCGGGUCAUCUCCGCUGUGCUGUCCAUCCUGCUGGGAUGCGUACUCUUCGUCUUUGUGCCCACACUGGUCUUCCAGGAGGUGGAACAAUGGUCUUUGCUGGAAUCCGCCUACUUUGUGGUCAUCACGCUCACCACUGUGGGUUUUGGGGAUUACGUAGCAGGUGAUGGAGGGGAUAACGGCACAGACCACUGGUAUAAACCUCUGGUAUGGUUCUGGAUCCUACUUGGAUUGGCCUACUUUGCCUCCAUCCUUACCAUGAUUGGGAAUUGGCUACGAGUCCUGUCGAGAAAAACCCGUGCUGAGAUGGAAGGGCUCAGAGCACACGCCACUGACUGGACCCAGAACAUCCAGAACAUGUCCGUGGACUUCCGCAUCUCUGGCAAACUAGACGACCCAUUUAAGCGGCGACGCAGAAAACGACGCCACGGUCACAGAAGUCAUGGAACCAGCCAAAGUGGUCCAGGUAAUGGCGGUCCAGGAGAAGGUAGGAGACAAGAGGAUGGAUAUUAUGAUGACCAAUCUGAAUCUGGAUCCUCCUCAUACUCAUACACAUCCAAUGAAUCAGACUCGGAAUCUGAGACGGGCUCAGAGGCAACUCAGACGGAGCAGGUGCCAGACAUGGUCGGAAACAAGAAAGAAAAAACAGACCCCACAUUCUCACAACCACUGGAUUACUUUGGAGAAAACCUAGCCUAUAUUGAUGAGUCCUCAGAUGCUGUUAGCGGCAAGCUUCACCUGGACCCGCUCCUGGACAGGCCUGAAUUGCAAAAGGCUGCACUGCGCAAAGCUAAGAGGAGGCGUCAGCGGAGAACAGAAAGGAAAACACCCAAAACUAGCCCCACAAAGCAGCAGCACACAGCACCUAAUGGAGGAAUUCUUCUAACACCACCUAAUACCACUCCACCCGCAUCACCACAGCCUUAACUAGCAAGCACCUAAUGGGAGAGAACGGUACUCCCUCAAAAGUGCAUUUAAAAAAAUGACUGGAAAAACUUCACUAGUUUACACUUCCCCUGUCAGUGACUGUUAAUGUCCCAGCAUGUGAGAAAGGCCGAUGACACCGGGUGGGAGAUCAGACCUCACACGUGCAUACACCAGACACCAAAGCAAUGCUUAUAGCUCCAUCUCCUGCCUGUUCGUAGAGAUGCAGCUGGAUUGCCUGUGUGGUAAGUUUGGGCAUUCAGCUCUUGUCAUAGUGGCCUUUAGCCUGCUUUGUUGCUCUUUAUGACAAUUUCUUAAUUAAACCAACUUCAGUGUACUACAAAUCCAAAGAUUUUCUGCCAUUACAUAAACGUUAUUGACCCAAAGUUUGGCGCUUUUUGAUAUUUUGUGUAACACACUUUUCUCUUCCCCUCAAAUCAUUUAAAAUGGACACAGAGAAUAUGACCACUAUUAUCAGUGAUUACAUUUUUGGAAAUUGUUAUGAAAUAAAUUUUAAUAUUUAAUAUCAGAUUAAAUGCGCCUCCGUGGUCGGUGAUUCCGGCCUUGGG